UCCUAUGACUGGUGUAAUGACCCGACAUUGCUGAAUGCUGAUUUGUCAAGAACCCAGAUGGAAAUGUUGUCUGUUUGUGCUGGUAAGGGUGUAAAUUUACGAGCUUGGGAUCUCCUUCUUCUCCAAGGAGUUAGCCUCAGAAAGUAGGAAGUAAGAACCAGAGCACAGGAAAGGAAACAUCAAUGGCGUCAGGCAGCAUUACCGUUUCCUGGGAGCUUCUGCUGGUUUUUGUGUCCAUAGCCGCGGCUUCUGUGGUGGUUUCGGGGACGGCAACGGAAGAAGUGCCUCUUAUGCGGAGUCAUGACGGUGGCGGUUUCAGCAGAUCAUUCCAUCGGAUUUUUGAUGCUUCCGAGUAUGGGAUUCUUCAGCUCAAGAACGGGUUGGCUCAGACUCCCCAGAUGGGAUGGAAUAGUUGGAACUUCUUUGGCUGCAACAUCAAUGAAACAGUGAUCAAGGAAACUGCUAAUGCGCUUAUUUCGACCGGCCUUGCUGACUUGGGCUACGUGUAUGUCAAUAUUGAUGAUUGCUGGUCAUCUGCAGCACGAGACUCGAAGGGUCGAUUGGUUCCUGAUCCAGAGACUUUUCCUUCGGGCAUAAAAGCCUUAGCUGAUUACGUGCAUGGGAAAUACCUCAAGCUCGGGAUUUAUUCAGAUGCUGGGGUCUUUACAUGUGAAGUUCGACCAGGUUCCCUCUACCAUGAAAAUGAUGAUGCAGAGCUCUUUGCUUCUUGGGGGGCAGACUACUUGAAGUACGACAACUGUUACAAUCUUGGCAUCAGUCCACUGGAAAGAUAUCCACCUAUGCGGGAAGCUCUAAAUGCGUCUGGACGCACGAUCUUCUACUCUAUUUGUGAAUGGGGAGUUGAAGAUCCUGCAUUAUGGGCACGUGAUGUCGGGAAUAGCUGGCGCACAACUGAUGACAUCAACGACUCUUGGGUGAGCAUGACCAGGAUUGCUGAUCUGAACGACAAGUGGGCAGACUAUGCAGGACCUGGAGGAUGGAAUGCAGAUCCAGAUAUGUUGGAAGUGGGCAAUGGAGGCAUGAGUUAUCAGGAAUACCGUGCUCAUUUCAGUAUAUGGGCUUUGAUGAAGGCCCCCCUUUUAAUCGGUUGCGACAUCAGAAACAUGACAGCAGAGACUUUCGAGCUUUUAAGCAAUAAGGAGGUCAUUGCAGUGAACCAGGAUCCUCUGGGAGUUCAGGGAAGGAAGAUUCAACUUUCUGGACCGGAGGGCUGUCAUCAGGUAUGGGGCGGGCCUUUGUCGGGACAUCGGUUGGUGGUCGCUUUAUGGAACAGAUGCUCAAGAGCCUCAAUAAUCACGGCUAGAUGGGAAUCCCUCGGGCUUGAAUCUAGCACCAGUGUUUCCAUUCAGGAUCUGUGGCAGCACGAAGAAGUCGCAGAAAAUGCAGUAUCAUCCUUUAGCUCUUGGGUCGAAGCUCAUAACUGUCACAUGUAUAUAUUCACGCCUUGGUCGAUAUCUAUCUCCGACAUAUAGAGCUAGUUUCACCAAAGUUUUGGCCUUCAUGCAACUUGAUCGGGAACCUAGACCAGAAAACUGGUGAAAUUCCGGGCAAUUUUCAGCCCAGGGCUCUCAUUUCAACGUGAAACGAGUAUUAUAUUGAGAUUUGCCCAAUAUUGUCACCCCUCAAACAUGUUCGUUUGGU
Messenger RNA from Punica granatum (pomegranate), 1662 nucleotides. The record is from RefSeq and is a predicted model, not a curated record. NCBI's taxonomy places the organism in Eukaryota, Viridiplantae, Streptophyta, Magnoliopsida, Myrtales, Lythraceae.